AUGGGAAAUCGACAAGGAGGUUCGCGUAUGAAAACGCGUAGUAACAAAUAUAAAUAUCCAAAUAAUAAUUACAGCAAUGGAGUAACAAUAAAAGGUGCUAAUGGAAAUAAUAGUGAACAACCGUAUUCAGCUCACACAAACGGCUAUAAUCAACAUCCAAAUUAUCUCUAUGGACAAAGUUAUGGGCAACAAAAUCUCGGGCAUCAAAUGAAUAAUUCACACAUGCAAAAUACAACGCAUCCAAUACAAUAUCAACAAAAAAAUAAGGCCAUGAAUGGCAACAAUCAUUUGAACAAAGCUAUUUAUGUGGCAAAUUAUGACUUUAAUGGAAAUGCACAAACUGGUGAAUUAAGUUUUGUCAAAGGAGAUCAAUUAAAAAUUCUCGAUCGAACUACUUUUAAUGAUUGGUGGCAAGCUAAAAAUUUACGUACAAAACGUGAAGGUUUUGUACCUGCUAAUUAUAUAUCAGCUAUUAAUGAUUUAACAGCAUACGAAUGGUAUUUUACGGAAACAAAUCGUCGUGAUGCUGAACGAUUUCUUGAACAACCACAUAAUGGUAAAGGUACAUUUUUAAUUCGUCCAUCCGAUUCGAAUCAAGGUCAAGAAUCAUUAUCCGUUUUGGAUUUAAGUAAAGAUAAACAUUUUCAUGUUAAACACUAUCGUAUACGUCGAACCAAUCAAGGAAUGUAUUAUAUUAGUAGUAAAACUGUCUUUUCAGCUUUACAAGAUCUGGUUGAUCACUAUCAAAAUAAUGCUGAUGGUCUUUGUUGUUUAUUAACGCGUCCUUGUCGAAAAAUUGAACCAACAGUUCCAGCUGAUCGUGGUGGUUUAUUAGAAUUAGAUCGUUCACAACUUAAACGUAUUGGACUAAUUGGCAAAGGAAAUUAUGGUGAAGUUUAUAAAGGCAAUUAUGGUCAGCGGGACGUUGCAAUUAAAUGUAUGAAAACUGAUGGUAAAAAUCGACUAUGCAACGUGGACAAAUUUCUUGAUGAAGCUAAAAUCAUGAAAGAUCUUAUACAUAAAAAUAUUGUUUGUUUAUAUGGUGUUUGCACACGAGAAGAGCCAAUAUUUAUUGUUACCGAAUAUUUAACGAAUGGCUGUCUGCUUAAUUAUUUACGGGAUGGACAAGGAAAAGAUUUGAAAUUUAAAACAAUAUUAGAUUUUGCUGCACAAAUUGCAAAUGGUAUGGCAUUUCUUGAGAAAAAACGUUAUGUUCAUUGUGAUCUUGCUGCUCGAAAUAUUCUUGUUGGUGAACUCGAUGUAGUUAAAAUAGCUGAUUUUGGUUUGGCUAAAAUUUUACAAGGUGGCCGUUUAUUGGUCGAUCGUGAAUCUCAAUUUCCUAUAAAAUGGACAGCACCCGAAGCAGCAACAAAAAAAGAAUAUACAACGAAAUCUGAUGUAUGGAGUUUUGGUAUUCUUCUUUAUGAAUUAAUUACACAUGGUUCAAAUCCGUAUCCUGGCAUGUCAAACAAUGAAGCAUUGCAAGCAGUGCUAAAUAAUUAUCGCAUGCCAAAACCAAACGAUUGUCACGAACAUUAUUAUCAAAUAAUGUGUUCUUGCUGGCAAGAAAAUCCCGACAAUCGUCCAACAUUCGAAGCUCUUUAUGUUCGUUUCGACGAAUUUAUGAUUCAGGCAGAGCCAAGCUAUCGGGAAACGUGA
Molecule: messenger RNA, 1659 nt
Organism: Rotaria socialis
Lineage: Eukaryota; Metazoa; Rotifera; Eurotatoria; Philodinida; Philodinidae
Source: the annotation of a GenBank genome assembly